AUGAAGGUCUUUUUGGCUAUCGGACUAUUUGCCUGUCUAUGCAUGGCAGUUUUAGGCGAUGGUUAUGGUAAUGGCGGGAACAAAGCACUUCCGGCGAAACCGUUUUGGCACGACGAACCGUCAUUACACCGACAUGGUGCUGUAGGACUUUAUCCUAAUAACAUCCAAUUAGCUGGAAACUUUUUCCAGUACCAGCCUCACCAACCAGCCCCAUCGUUUCAUGGUCCUAAAAAAACUAUACUUCACAAGUUUGGAGGAAAGGGUUUCAACGGUUAUGGAAAUAAUGGUCCUAAAGUGGGAGCUCCAGGUAUUCAGCACCCUCCAGUGAUGCCCCUACCGUACCACGGAUAUGGGGAAAGUGCGGUGGGAUUUUCCGGAGGAUUUGAUCCUUACUAUGUCGACCCUCGACCUGGUAUUCCAGAAACCCUGGACUAUCUUGUAGCUAGAGGAGGAGAAUUCGUCAAAAAGAAUUGGCAACCUCUCGCAUUGGCUGGAGCAGGACUGUACCUUCUGAAAAAGAAAGGAUAA
Messenger RNA from Ylistrum balloti, 528 nucleotides. RefSeq lists its product as uncharacterized. The record is from RefSeq and is a predicted model, not a curated record. The transcript is spliced from 2 exons. NCBI's taxonomy places the organism in Eukaryota, Metazoa, Mollusca, Bivalvia, Pectinida, Pectinidae. Bases 1 to 528 code for a protein of 175 amino acids.